This is a messenger RNA of Propithecus coquereli (Coquerel's sifaka), 419 nucleotides long. It is a transcript of the gene ASIP, whose product is annotated as agouti signaling protein. The record is from RefSeq and is a predicted model, not a curated record. Gene Ontology annotation, molecular function: neuropeptide hormone activity; melanocortin receptor binding. Gene Ontology annotation, biological process: melanosome organization; positive regulation of melanin biosynthetic process; hormone-mediated signaling pathway. Bases 1 to 390 code for a protein of 129 amino acids. NCBI's taxonomy places the organism in Eukaryota, Metazoa, Chordata, Mammalia, Primates, Indriidae. Gene Ontology annotation, cellular component: extracellular region. The transcript has 3 exons.
AUGGAUGUCACCCGCCUGCUCCUGGCUACCCUGCUGGUCUUCAUGUGCUUCUUCACUAUCUACAGCCACCUACCACCUGAAGAGAAGCCCAAAGAUGACAGGAGCCUGAGGAGCAACUCCUCCAUGAACCUAUUGGAUUUCUCUUCUGUCUCUAUUGUGCCUCUGAACAAGAAAUUCAAAAAGGUCAGCAGAAAAGAAGCAGAAAAGAAGAGAUCUUCUAAGAAAGAAGCUUCCGUGAAGAAAGUGGCACAGCCCCGGCCCCCGCCCUGCGUGGCCACCCGCUUCAGCUGCAAGCCGCCGGCGCCAGCCUGCUGCAACCCGUGUGCCUACUGCCACUGCAGCUUCUUCCGCAGCGCCUGCUCCUGCCGCGUGCUCAACCCCUACUGCUGAGCCUGGCCGCCGCAGGCGUGGGGCUUCGG